Messenger RNA from Exophiala xenobiotica, 1212 nucleotides. RefSeq lists its product as uncharacterized. The record is from RefSeq and is a predicted model, not a curated record. Gene Ontology annotation, biological process: mitochondrial proton-transporting ATP synthase complex assembly. Gene Ontology annotation, cellular component: mitochondrion. Lineage: Eukaryota; Fungi; Ascomycota; Eurotiomycetes; Chaetothyriales; Herpotrichiellaceae. The transcript has a single exon. Bases 31 to 1146 code for a protein of 371 amino acids.
CACCAUCCUUCACUCAAUAUCACCCUCACGAUGCGUGCAAGCACCCUCCGAGUCUCCCGCUGCUUGCGGUCUUACCACUCCGCGCCGUCGUCCUUUCUCCGGCCCCUCUCCACCACCGCAUCUCACGCCGCAACCGCACUUCCCAUAACCGCCACGGGCCCUCCUCCCGAGCCUCCUCAACCAACAUCAUCAGCCUACUCCUCACAACUAUCGGAGCGACGGCGCAAAGCAGCCCUUUUGCAAGCCGGUAAAGAUCUACGUGCCGCCCAGUCUCCGUCCUCCAGUUCCUCGAAAAAGCACUCUCCCUUGAGGAAACGGUUCUGGAAAGACGUCCACGUCCGCACCACCCCCGACGACAAUGGGCUAGAAAUCUACCUAGACUCUCGCCCCGUCCGGACACCCUCGAAAUCCAUACUCACAAUCCCUCGCUCAAAGCCACACCUCGCCCACGCCAUCGCCAUAGAAUGGGACAUGCUAGAGAACGCGCAGCAGGCCCUCAAGAACCACAACAUCCCCAUGACGAGUAUCGCCGCCAGAGCUCAAGACAUUCUCGAGUCCGAAGCCCGGGGCGACCGCACAGCUCGCGACGAGAUCAUACCAGUCAUGAUGCGCUACCUCGACACAGACACACUGUUGUGCUGGGCACCGGCACAAUCCUCCGACUCAGGGCUGGAUAUGCAGACAGGCACGAGGACAGAGACAUUACGCGACCGCCAAGUCCGCACGGCGAGACCGAUCAUCAGCUUCUUGAACACGAGCGUCUGGCCGGGCGUCGAGAUCAAGCCGGUCCUUGACGAGAACAGUAUCAUGCCCGCCAGACAGUCAGAGGUCACCAGGAGCGUGGUCCAAGGCUGGAUCGCAGGUCUGCCGGCGUACGAACUCGCGGCCCUCGAACGGGCAGUGCUUGCUUCGAAAAGCCUUCUACUCGGGACGAGGUUAUUGAUCGAGUGGAGCGAAGAAUUUCGGGACUUGCAGCGCAGCAGCGAGACGAGAUUCGGAAUUGAAGAGGCCGCCGAGGCCGCCAGUCUAGAAGUCAAAUGGCAGACGGGCAUGUGGGGAGAAGUCGAGGAUACCCAUGAUGUGGAUAACGAGGAUAUACGACGGCAAUUGGGCAGUGCCAUAUUGCUUGCCAGUGGGAGUCGGUAAGAAGAUACUUUUAGGAACGUAUAAUUAGAAUAUAAAUAUCAGAAUGGCAGCCGGACAUUCAUGCCG